Molecule: messenger RNA, 1353 nt
Organism: Nicotiana attenuata
Lineage: Eukaryota; Viridiplantae; Streptophyta; Magnoliopsida; Solanales; Solanaceae
Exons: 4
Coding region: 1-1353 (450 amino acids)
Molecular function (GO): nucleic acid binding; zinc ion binding
Source: RefSeq, a predicted model, not a curated record
AUGGUGUUAAAGGAGUAUACAUCCCCUGAAUCUGAUCAACCACCUUCAACUUCAAGGAGUAUUACACAAAAUCAGAUUUCAGGCCUCAUUCCCUCCACUGAACAACAAACCAUCCCAUUCCCAGUUGGUUACAUGGCCCCUCAUAUUGGUCCUCCGUCGUCAUUCAAUCAUUUUCAAGACUCUACUAGCAAUGCGCAUGAGGCAAUGUUGAGGGAAGAGAUAGAGAAGGAGCGUAUUAGGAAAGAGAUUAUUGUAGAAGAGGUUGCUCGAAGGCGCGUGUUGGAGUUAGAAGUAAGAAGAGAGCUAACAUCUCUACCUCCACAAGAUAGGGUUGGUUACAUGGCCCCUCAUAUUGGUCAGUCGUCGUCCUUCAAUCAUUUUCAAGAUUCUACUUGCAAUGCCCGUGAGGCAAUAUUGAGGAAAGAGAUGGAGGAGCGUAUAAGGGAAGAAAUUAUUGCUGAAGAAGUUGCUCGAAGGCGCGUGUUGGAGUUAGAAGUAAGAAGAGAGCUUAUGAUGGAAGCGAUGUUGAGAGGAGAUAGCUUUACUUCAUUCAGUAGUUUUUCCCCAAAUCUUCCAUUUUUGAAACAACAGGCUGAGGAGAAGUUGGGAAUGAGUGUCUCUGAAUCUGAACCAGGUGCUAGACAUCAAGACAUGGAACAGAUUUCAGAUGUUGUACCUUUUAAGCACCGCGCUGUGGAACCAAGCAUUUCAACAUUGAAGCUUGUCCCUGUUCCAAAGAACCAGAGUGCAAAGGGGGAGAUUUCGCAAUUGCAGCCCUCAUUAGAACCUGAAUUAAGCAAAGAUAUGGCUAAGCCUGACACCAUAUCCUCUGGAGCAAAACGGAAAGCUAUAACACCAACAACGGAGGUGGCUAACGAGCCUUCAUCGAUCAGUGCUGUAAAGAAAAAUGUCAAGGAGUGGACUUGUGCACUUUGUCAGGUAAGUUCUACAAGCGAAGCUGGACUGAAUAUGCACUUCGAAGGAAAGAAACAUAAAAGCAAGGAGGCUGCUUCAAGAGGAGAGAACUCCAACGUUAGUCUUUUAACAAAGAAACCUAAAUCCAUGCAACUUGUAGAAUCUUGCAUUGACAUGAGACAAGGGCAGAAAUCAAAGGAAAGCUCAUCAGGUUCAAGCGACAAUGUUGCAAAUGCAGAUGACUUGAAAAAGCAUGCAAAUAAUACAAUCGACGAAAAGCAAAACAAUAAGGAGCAUCAGAAAAGAGAGUACAAGUUCUGGUGUGAGACAUGCAAAGUAGGCACCUUCUCUGAAAAGGUAAUGGAGGACCAUAGGAUCGGAAAGAAGCAUGCUCGGCAUCUGCAACAACUUAUUAGCAAGAACAAGCAGUGUUCAUAA